Messenger RNA from Nymphaea colorata (pocket water lily), 1186 nucleotides. RefSeq lists its product as uncharacterized. The transcript is spliced from 7 exons. The record is from RefSeq and is a predicted model, not a curated record. The coding region runs from base 71 to 811 and encodes 246 amino acids. NCBI's taxonomy places the organism in Eukaryota, Viridiplantae, Streptophyta, Magnoliopsida, Nymphaeales, Nymphaeaceae.
GUAGUUCGACUGAACAAAAUGGCGCGGAGCUGACGCACCGCCCGCCGCUGCUCGCUUCUCCUCCCCGGAGAUGUUGUGUGUUUCGUCGCCGUUAUCUCUGCCGCGGUUGAGCCCCUCCAUUAACGCCGUCAGCCUUCGUUAUCGCCUCCUGCCGCACGUCAGUCGCUCGGGAUGGAAGAAAUUCGAGAAGAGGGAGUACAGAAGGACUGGUUGCAGGGCCGAGCUCGCGCAAGACGCGCCGUUCGCGGUGGCCAUCGGCGCCUGCAUCCUCAACUCGCUCGUCUUCCCCGCGCCCGGCGGCUCUGAGGAGGACGAUCGCGGGUCGUCGAUGGAUUCUGAUGACACGAGAUUCGCUGUGAUGGGGAUCAUCAGCUUCAUCCCUUACUUCAAUUGGAUGAGUUGGAUUUUCGCGUGGCUCGACACGGGUAGAAGGCAAUAUCUAGUGUAUGCGGUCGUUUACUUGGCUCCUUAUUUGAGGACUAAUUUGUCAUUAUCACCGGAAGAGAGUUGGCUACCAAUUGCUAGUAUUCUUCUCUGCAUUGUUCACGUCCAGCUUGAAGCAAGCAUAAAAAACGGAGACUUGCAAAAUAUCCAGUUGUUUGGUGAAAUUUUAAGGACGUUCAGUGGGAUGAUAGGAAAGAAGGAAUCUCAUUCUCAAGUUUCUAGAGGACCCAGGAAGGAGAGAAAGGAACAUAUGAAAUUGCCCUCUGCUCACGAAGAAAUGAAAAAGAAGAUCAGAGACGGGAGUGGGAAGAGAAAGGUAGGCAAUGAUUCUAAUGAAGCCGACAAUGCCAGAGAUAAGGAGCACUAGAGAAUCAUGUUGUGGUCACUUAGUUUUGCCUGACUCAUCCAAAAGAGAAACAUGGAAGCAAAGCCUCAGGCCAGUUAUAGAGACAUGAAAAGGCGCCUCAGGGCAGGACCCGAGUCCAACCUUCAUUCUCUUCAUUUUCGUGAGCCGAAUGUUUGUUCGUGCUGUUCAACCAAAAGAUCUAAAGAAUGGGAAUCGUUUGCAACGUCCCAUACGAUAGUUUCACAGGAUGUAAUUGGAAGUGGUGAUGUGUAGUUUUCUGAAGUGCAAAAGAAAAUUGCAAGUAAUGAUAUUUGCUAUGUUAAAAAGAUAGGUAAGGAUAAAUUUUUUCUUGAUCUUUUCUGGUUUCCAGGGUGCCUGAAUAUUUACAGUUUUAUA